Molecule: messenger RNA, 1626 nt
Organism: Phragmites australis (common reed)
Lineage: Eukaryota; Viridiplantae; Streptophyta; Magnoliopsida; Poales; Poaceae
Product: probable homogentisate phytyltransferase 1, chloroplastic
Exons: 12
Coding region: 126-1325 (399 amino acids)
Cellular component (GO): membrane
Molecular function (GO): prenyltransferase activity
Source: RefSeq, a predicted model, not a curated record
CAAUCGGGACGCCACCCCCGCCCGCCGCAACGCGACAAGCGGCCACCUCGUUGCUGCCUCCACCACUGCGCCGCCCCGCUUCGCCACUCACUCCCCUGCACGCAUCCGCCGGGCGCCGCGCCGCGAUGCAUGCGCUCCGCCUCCGGCCGUCCCUCCUCUCCGCGCGGCCCAGCGCCACCGCGCCGCGAGAUCGUUUUCUAUCACCGCUUUGUUCUAUCCAACGAAAUGGUGAAGGGCGAGUUUGUUUUUCCAGCCAAAGGACCCAAGGACAUACCUUGUAUCACUGUCAGAAGUUCUUCAUCUGGAAGUUGUCCUAUUAUAUGAUAUCACAUCGGUCAAUAAAUUCUUCUGUUAAUGCUUCGGGGCAGCAGCUGCAAUCUGAACCCGAAGCACAUGAUUCUGCAAACAUCUGGAGGGCAAUAUCAUCUUCUAUAGAUGCAUUUUACAGAUUUUCCCGGCCACAUACCAUCAUAGGAACAGCACUUAGCAUAGUCUCAGUUUCCCUACUAGCUGUCCAGGGCUUGUCUGAUAUAUCUCCCUUGUUCCUCACUGGUUUGCUGGAGGCAGUGGUAGCCGCUCUUUUCAUGAACAUUUAUAUUGUUGGAUUGAACCAGUUAUUCGACAUUGAGAUAGACAAGGUUAACAAACCGACUCUUCCACUGGCAUCUGGGGAAUAUUCCCCUGCAACUGGGGUUGCAAUAGUAUCCAUAUUUGCUGCUAUGAGUUUUGGCCUUGGAUGGGUUGUUGGAUCGCAACCUCUGUUUUGGGCUCUUUUCAUUAGCUUUGUUCUUGGGACUGCAUAUUCAAUCGAUCUGCCAUUCUUGAGAUGGAAGAGAUUUGCUGUUGUUGCAGCACUCUGCAUAUUGGCAGUUCGGGCGGUGAUUGUUCAGCUAGCCUUUUUUCUCCACAUUCAGACCUUUGUUUUCAGAAGACCGGCAGUCUUUUCUAGGCCAUUGAUAUUUGCUACUGCAUUUAUGACCUUCUUCUCAGUUGUAAUAGCACUUUUCAAGGAUAUACCAGAUAUUGAAGGAGACCGCAUUUUCGGGAUCCAAUCUUUCAGUGUUCGAUUAGGUCAAAAGAAGGUUUUCUGGAUUUGUGUUGGUCUACUUGAGAUGGCUUACAGCGUUGCAAUACUGAUGGGAGCUACUUCUUCCUCUCUAUGGAGCAAAUCUGCAACUAUUGCUGGCCAUUCAAUCCUCGCUGCGAUUUUAUGGAACUGCUCACAAUCGGUUGACUUGACAAGCAAAGCUGCAAUAACAUCCUUCUACAUGUUCAUCUGGAAGCUGUUCUACGCGGAAUACCUGCUCAUCCCUCUGGUGAGGUGAUGGAUCGGAGGGCAACAACUCCACGGAAGAGCUUCAGUGCCGGAGUAAACUCGCGCCCAUCCGUUCCGUUUGAAAGUUGAAGCAUUCAGGCAGAGGAAGGAUGGCUUCAGAUGGCGCCCAAUAAAACCCCCCUGUGCUUCCGCGGUACUGUAACUACACUAGCUCUUGAUAUGAUGUCCAGCUGACCUGACCUGGCCUCUGAUUGCACAACCUAACUCCCAACGUACCCGAUGUAACUAGACCAGGUGAGCUGCAGCCUGUAGGUGCUGCUAAUAAUAAUAUUCCUCCAGUAUUGACUUCA